AUGGCCAUGGACCAAGAUAAGCGACCGCGAAAACGUGCGCGAAAGUCGCGCGGCACGGGGCUCCGAACCACUACUGGCUGCUUUACAUGCCGGAAGCGCCACAAGAAAUGCGAUGAACGGCGACCCAUUUGUGGCCCCUGCUCCAUUUCGAGCCGCCAAUGCGCAUUUCCCCAGGCUUUGGACGCUAUAGCGUCCGAGACAUCAGACACGCCGGCCCAGUGUGCGCCGAGAAGAACAUCCAGGGUCGUCAAUGGCAGCCAGCAGGAUGACGAAUCGGGACAAGAGCACCAGGAAACUGCGUCACCCAGUCCGUCCGAGACACAGCAAACUGGUACUUCCAACAGCUACAGCGCUCACAUUGUCCAAGUUUUGCCGCCCAGUGACGAGCAGCUCACAGUGCAGGACGGCAGCGGCUUCAUCUGUUCCCCCCAGUCAACGUACUCCGACUCUUGGUCAGCAAACUUUGCUUCGAUUCGCUGGCUGGACCUGCUGGCAAAUGAUGCAGUGCAGGCAGAUUACAACUCAUCCCUGGCCACGGGGCUAGUGCUUCCUGAUGGACCGACGCAAGGUGCAAGGCCAUCACAAACAGCUUCCAUUUUUGUGCAUGUUUCGCCUGCACUACUCAAUGGACAAGCGCAACUGCCAGAGAAUCUGGACCCAGAGGUCGAGCGAACCGCCUGGCAAUCCGUGGGAGACGUGAUCCUUUCCGCACACGAGGCCAAGCUGUUUCGCCACUUUGCCGACCGAUGCGCCUCGUGGCUAGAUGUGUUUGACCCUCAGAAAUUGUUUUCCAACUAUGCAACUCGCCUAGCGAUUCGAAACACAGGGUUGAUGAAGGCGAUGCUGGCCUUGUCUUCCAAGCAUCAAUUCAGUGGCAAGGACGCUGCUGCCCGUCAAUUACACAGAGAUACGGACGGCGACUACGAAGAGGGAGAAUGGAUCCGGUACUAUUAUGAGACUCUUCAGUACGUACGCGAGACUCUCAAGUAUCCCAGCUAUUCUCAUUCCGAAGAGCUACUCGCCACUGCUCUGACCAUUUCUGUGUACGAAAUGCUCGACGAAUCGGACGGCUCUGGCAACUGGCAACGGCAUCUAAAGGGGAUUUUCUGGAUUCAACGAUCGCAAGAUGUGGAUGGUGGUUGUGGUGGUCUGCGACAGUCAGUCUGGUGGGCGUGGCUUCGCCAAGACAUGUGGGCGGCUUUUCGCGAGUCGCGAGCUUGCCUUAGCUUCUGGGUGCCUCGCAAACCCGUCCAAGAUCUGGACCCGAAUGAGCUGGUCGAUAGAUCCAUCUAUAUCCUAUCCCAGGCCAUCAACUACCGGGCCAACGUCCAAGCCGCCGCUGCCGCCACGACGCCGGAUCGUGUGGACGAAGCAAAGCUGAAGAAACAAAGGGAGGGCCUGGCCUCUAUGAUGGAACAGUGGAAGUCCUGUCUUGGUGACGAAUACAAAGUUUUGCCGACCGCAAAAGCUGCCGUUGGUGAGGUCUUCACGCCACUUUGGAUUCAUCCGCCUCGCUUCGGCGUUGCACUGCAGGCACAUGGCUUUGCGCAGAUUCUGCUCACGCUGCACAGCACAAGCCCAAUAUUAGCUGGAUUUCAUGGAUACCUGAAGAUGCAAAGAGUUCUAUCCGAGGCGGUUAACACGAUAUGCGGUAUUGCGAUGGAGCUCAGAGAGAAGAGCUGCCAGAUUCUAUCCGCGCAAUGCCUGUAUGGUGCCGGACUCUGUGUUACUGAUUCCGGGAAGAGGGCAAAAAUCAUAUCCUUGAUGGAAGAGUGCGAAAGUCGCGUCUCUUGGGCCCCGAUGGCCACAUGGAGAGAAGACCUACAGAGGGACUGGGAGAGAGCCGAUGUGGAUGAUUUCGGCAACGCUGGCAAUGACUGA
Molecule: messenger RNA, 1881 nt
Organism: Akanthomyces muscarius
Lineage: Eukaryota; Fungi; Ascomycota; Sordariomycetes; Hypocreales; Cordycipitaceae
Exons: 2
Coding region: 1-1881 (626 amino acids)
Biological process (GO): positive regulation of transcription by RNA polymerase II
Cellular component (GO): nucleus
Molecular function (GO): DNA-binding transcription factor activity, RNA polymerase II-specific; transcription cis-regulatory region binding; zinc ion binding
Source: RefSeq, a predicted model, not a curated record